UAUAAAUCCUUUCCUUUGGGACAUGAUUGCAUUAACCACACACAUCGCACAUAUAGAGAGUGAUUCUGCUUUUAACAGUAAUAUUUCAUGUCAACCUGACUUGUCAAAUAUGGGCCGAGUAAAUAGGGGUGGGCUGUGGUAAGAGGAACAGGAAGAGAUGAGAUGAGAGAAAGACAGAAGGUAGCAGGGCAGAUAGAAAAGGCGAGAGCUCAUCACGACGGCAUGUGAAACUAGCAGAUUUUCUUUUUUUCUUCUUUGCUCUUAAUAAAAACGUUGACAGGACGAGUGAUAAGCCAAAAAUGCUGUGUUCACUGGAUCAAGACUUUGAAAGAUGAUGUUUUGAGAAGAUAAAAAGAAACGAGGCGAACGAAAAGCUUCUUUCUGUUUUCUCACAAGGAUCAUAAGGAUUGUAAGAAAGACCACUGGACAACACAGAUAUCAAAGUUGAAAUGGCUGAAGAGGAGCUGUUGGAGCCUCUUGUCAUCAUUGAAGAUGGAGAUUUGGUAGAAAGUAUUACUGAAAUUAGGGCGCCAAGCGGUGCAGAUGUCACUGUACAAAGCUGUAGCGAGGAGUUUGCUAUCAAAAAGGAAGAGGAGCACACAGAAGAGGAAAACAGUCAACAAGAAAUAGCGGGUGAAAUAAAUUUAGAAGAGCAAAGCCUGGAGAAACAGCAGAUAACCAGAGAAGAAGACAAACCAGAGAUAACAGAAAGCACAAAUGAUGGACUCAAAGGAAAUGACAGUAAAAGUGAAGGGCAGCCGGAUGAAGUGCUUAAAGAAAAAACUGAAAAACUCUGUAGCACAGAGGAUGAAAAGGCCACACAGUAUGACCCUGAGGCAGACACAAACAAGCUAAAUUCAUCUGAGCUACAACCCGAGGGGGGACCAGACCACAAAGAAGAUCUCAAAAAGGCUCACCGGUUAACCCCUGACUUCCCAGAGGCGCUGUAUGACCUGCUUUGCACCUUUCAGGAGGGCAGACGGCUCAAUGACCAGCGCUGCUCCUUCAGGCUGGAGAGUGGGGUCAGGCGGAGGAGGUGCCACUCUGAGCCCAACACCUCCAAACCAGUUAACAGAGUCGUCUUUUCCUCCAUGACUUCACUGCAGAAAGAGGAGUUUUUUGACCUGGUGGCCACUGCACAAGGACGACGGCUCGAGGAUCAGAGGGCACAGCUUGGAAGGUCUUCACCACCAAAAACAAAGACCAGAAGUGUCAGAGGGAGCAUAAGACAACUGUCCCUGUCUGUGAAAAAGCCUGCACCAGUUCCUGCGCCCAAAGAUGAUCUGUACGAUAUGAUUCUAACCACACAAGCUCAGGGCAGGCUAGAGGACCAGCGCAGCAGGGCUCCAGGUCCCAUGGAUGAUGAGGACUUCUUCUCCCUCCUCCUGAGGGUCCAGGGGGGACGCAUGGAUGAGCAGAGGACCGAACUACCACGCUUGCUGCAAACCUGAGAUGGAAUAAAACCCAAAAGUGUGGGGCUGCUGUGUGUGCCAACUGCCAAUGUAGCCUCCCUGCUUAAGUUUCUAUUUAAAGAGGACAUUUUUUUAACCCCAAAAUGCUUUGUGUUGGGGGUUGGGGUGGAAUUGCUGUAUCUCCUAAUAGUGUUAAAGUUGUCAAAAAUUGGAGCAAAAACGCUAAUGUUUGAGCAACAGUGCUGUUAAUGUAAAUUAGGAGAGUUCAUGAUGAGAAGUUUACUUUUAGUUAAUUUUUUCCAGUAACCAGGAUCAGUAGAUAUGUGAUUUCUCUGCUCUGGAAUUAUUCCAUUGUAUUGAAUGUCUGCAAUGAGCUCUUGAAUGGUUGCUGUGUGUGUGCGCGUGUCCUAAUUGUAAAGGAGGCAGUCUGCUGAAUUCUAUUGUUGUCGUUAUUUGUACAGAUCUAAUGUAGCACAACAGAAAUAACAGUGAGCUCCAAGUUCAGGAAGUGCUGGGGCUAGUUCUCCAAAAUAAAUCAAAUGCAUCCUGGA
Messenger RNA from Haplochromis burtoni (Burton's mouthbrooder), 1963 nucleotides. Its product is annotated as G-protein-signaling modulator 2. Gene Ontology annotation, molecular function: protein binding; GTPase regulator activity. Gene Ontology annotation, biological process: regulation of inflammatory response. Bases 450 to 1451 code for a protein of 333 amino acids. The transcript is spliced from 5 exons. Lineage: Eukaryota; Metazoa; Chordata; Actinopteri; Cichliformes; Cichlidae. The record is from RefSeq and is a predicted model, not a curated record.